AUGAAGGUCAUUGAGAGUGAGCUAAGGACGAGUUUUAGUACGAGUUUACGAAAGGCAGAGAGUAAGAAUCCUAUUGUACAGGCUAUUGAAAAACGAAUUUUGGAAUUCUCACAAGUACCAUUAGAAAACGGAGAGCCUAUUCACGUUAUGAGGUAUGAAAAGAAUCAGUACUUCAGGCUACAUAGAGACUACUUUUUGGACACUACAAACAUCGAGCAAGGUGGAGGUCAGAGAAUAGCAACAAUGCUCAUGUAUUUGAGCGACAAUGUGGAAGGAGGUGAAACUUACUUCCCCAUGGCUGGAACAGGAAAAUGUAGUUGUGCUGGAAAAAUGUUAAAGGGGUCGUCUGUAAAACCGAUUAAAGGAGAUGCAGUUCUUUUCUGGAGCUUGGGACUUGAUGGGGAGGUAGAUCCAAAGAGUGUACAUACAGGAUGCGAAGUCUUAUCUGGAGAGAAAUGGUGUGCUACGAAAUUCAUGAGGCAGAAUAAACACAACUAAUUCUCCUCAACUGCCAGCUAGCCCAUUCAAAACA
Papaver somniferum (opium poppy) is the source of this 532-nucleotide messenger RNA. RefSeq names its product prolyl 4-hydroxylase 1-like. The transcript has 7 exons. The coding region runs from base 1 to 498 and encodes 165 amino acids. Gene Ontology annotation, cellular component: endoplasmic reticulum. Gene Ontology annotation, molecular function: iron ion binding; procollagen-proline 4-dioxygenase activity; L-ascorbic acid binding. The record is from RefSeq and is a predicted model, not a curated record. NCBI's taxonomy places the organism in Eukaryota, Viridiplantae, Streptophyta, Magnoliopsida, Ranunculales, Papaveraceae. Gene Ontology annotation, biological process: peptidyl-proline hydroxylation to 4-hydroxy-L-proline.